AUGGCGAGUGUUACAGCCGUCCCCUCAUCAUCAGCGAACGCUCCAUCUCUCAAGGCAGCUGACCUGGUCAUUGAGCUGUCCCAGACCCACAAGGCCAAACCUGACCUGACCAAUCUGGUGUUUGGAACUGUGUUCUCUGACCACAUGUUGACCAUAGAGUGGACCAACGCUGGAGGGUGGCAGAAACCUCCCAUCAAGCCCUUUGGUAACCUGUCUCUCCACUCGGCCUGCUCAGCCAUGCAUUACACUGUGCAGUGUCUGCUGCAGUCACUGAAUGUUCUGUUUGUUCAUAUUUUUGUCCCAUUUCUCCUUUCCUGGCUCAACCUUUCAUUUGUCCUCUCUCCAUCUCCCCCCUCCCUCCUCCAUGCCUUUGACAGGGCAGAGUUGGGAGAGUGUAUCAGGAGGCUGGUACAGGUGGAUCUGGAGUGGGUACCGCAGUCAGACUCUGCCAGUCUCUACAUCCGACCCACCUUCCUGGGUACUGAGCGGCCUCUAGGAGUGACGAAGUCGUCCCAUGCUCUACUUUACGUGAUCCUGAGUCCUGUUGGUUCGUUCUUCAGUACAGGAGCUAAACCUGUCUCUCUCUGGGCCGACUCCAAAUACAUCAGAGCCUGGAGAGGAGGGACAGGAGACUAUAAGAUGGGAGGGAACUAUGGAGCGUCUAUCUACGCCCAGCAUGAAGCAGUGGAUUGUGGGUGCCAGCAGGUCCUCUGGCUGUACGGAGACGACCAUCAAGUCACAGAGGUCGGAACCAUGAAUAUUUUCCUCUUCUGGAAUAAUGAGAAAGGAGAGGAGGAGCUGGCAACGCCCCCUCUGAAUGGAAUAAUCUUACCUGGGAUCACGCGGCAGAGCAUCCUGGAACUCACCAGGAAAUGGGGGGAGUUUAAGGUGUGUGAGCGAUACCUGACCAUGGCAGACCUGCGCUGGGCUCUGAAAGAGGGCCGUGUUAAGGAGAUGUUUGGCUCUGGUACUGCGUGUGUGGUCAGUCCUGUGGGACGCAUACUCUACCAGGGAGAGAACCUACAUAUCCCCUGCCAGGAGGAUUUCCCCCAGCCGGCAUCUAGACUGAUGAAGGAGCUCACAGAUAUACAGGUAAGGUGGUCACAGACAUCAAUUCAACGUCUAUUCCACGUUGGUUCAACGUCAUUUAAUUCAACCAGUGUGUGCCCAGUGAGACACCUGUAACAGAGGUAGAUUGUAUUGUAACUCGCGCUAUCAAAUUGGAUCCUUUUCGGAGGCUAAGACGUUGUCGAGACGGCGGUCAUGUGUGUUUGCGAAGCAGCGGAUCACUCAUUUGAGCCCAGAAAGUGGACAGUGACAGUGAAGGAAGAUAUACUGUUAGGCAAGCACAGUGUCCUCCGUCACGCACGCAACCAAACACGUACGUAUGUAUGCAGGCACGCACAGCAGAUGUGGCCUCUCCCACAGUAAUGGUAACAGCUGGAUGGACGUCAGGGCCUGUCGACUGUCUGACCUAGACUGAUGUCAUCCUCAGCACACAGACUAUUCCAUAGAGAUACAUACUAGAUUCAUCUCGAUUCUGUUUCCUCUGUGUUAGUGUAUCAGGGCCGUUUUGUAUUAGUAAAGUGUAGUGUGUAUUCUGCCCUGUAGCUUGCCACAUAUCUGUAUGUUAUACUCUCCAUCGCCUUGGUUAGGAGCAGUAAAUGGAUACCAUCCCACUCACCCUGCCUGCCUACCGGAAUACCUUUGCUAGUGGGGGUGUUAAACUGAGUGGGGUCAUUCAUUCAGUCUAGAUCUUUCUCAUUAUCUCUCUCUGUCUGUCUGGCCGUCUCUCUGUCACGUCAGUGAGUUUGUGUUCAUCUCUGUCUCAUAUCAUUUCACCCUAUCAGGGCUAGGUCAGGUGAUUAUCGUUUUCCCUCUAAAUCUCCUCAUCGCCCCGGCUUUGUGUGAGAGCUUGUGUGUGUCUCCUCUGCCAAACCACUAGUGCUGUGUGUGUAGCUGUGUGUGUGUGUGGAUCUGUGUGUGUGCGUGCGUGCCUGCCUUUGUGUGUAAACCUUAUCUGAGUGUAUGUGUGGCUUCUCUCCUCCCUGUAGCUCAUUGUGGCGCUGGCACACACCCAGACAGAGGAGAUAGGAGGAGGUUCAUGUAGUAAUGGCUGGGCAGGGAUGGGAGAUAGAGCAGUCACACAGUCCUGAAAGCUCUCAUUAAGAUGCCUGCUGUAAUUACACAAACCUAAUUAUUGUCUCAGCCUUUGUGAUCAAAGCCAAGAUGCCGCAAAGGACGAUGCUUGACAGAGAGAGAGAGAGAGAGAGAGAGAGAGAGAGAGAGAGAGAGAGAGAGAGAGAGAGAGAGAGAGAGAGAGAGCCUAAUGAACAAUAACGUCGACAAAUUGCAAAAAAAACUCCAGCCUGAUGUUAAAUCUGUUGACACUUAAUUUGGAUGAGAAACAGAAUGGCGUCCGCCUCCCCAAGAAGAAGACAUUGGGCACAAACAAACGCGUUGUCUAAGAUGAGGGGAGCGAGGGAUGAGAAGAGGGAUGAAAGAUGGGUUUACUAACACGGUCCUCCGUUUCUCUUUCAUGUUAAUUAGAAAUUGCAUUUCUUUUGUUUCUCUUCGCGGGUGCUUAUUUAUUUUCACGACUCUGUCCAUUACAACUAAUUUGCAACAUGAGACGUAAAUAAUUGGAUUUGUCUCCGCGGUUGUCGCAGUUCAGGAACAUUCUGUUUUGAUUUGGUCGUUGUUUUGUGUGUGGCUGAGUUCGCAAGAUUUCUUGGGAUAUUUGUUAUUUUUUGUUUUGUGUUUUCGGUUGCGCCAUUCACUGUGUUGUAGGCAAGGAGUUAAAACAGUUUGUGACUGCUACUGUAAUUGUUGGCCUGUGCUUUUAUGCCUGUUUGACCCCAGUUUAACCUUUGACCUUCUGAUGAUCUUUUCUCUCAUUGGUCACAGUACGGCCGGACCCAGAGUGACUGGUCUGUCCUCGUGUAACCAAGACACAGAUGCACGCACGCACGCACGCACACACACACACACACACACCAAAUAACCAGCCGGCAGUGUAACCUCUAUAUCAGUAAAAUCUUGUGUGUGGGUAAGCUCUUUUAAAUGUGCAAUAGUCUUACUCAGAUUGCAGUAUACUGGAUGUUCAGGUUGAAAUCCCAUAGGGUGAGUAGCAAUAUUAUUCCACUCUAACUCUGCUCAAAAUGUGCACGACCUCCACGUUGACACACCCUGCCCUGCGCAGAACUGACGCUCAGACGGCGCAGAUCCCAAUAGUCUGCCCUGGUGUGGCAGCACUGCUAAAGUGUUCACUCUAAAAUAUUACCAGCAGGAGACUUAGAGGAGUAACGUUAGCAAUGAGCAGCAACUAAUGUUAAACCACUUUGACUCAAUAGACCUUUAAAGGGGUCAUGUUAUAUAGACAAGAGGUUAUGUAUUUCAGUACCGUUACAUGCAAGUGUGCGUUUGAACCGUGCCAUGCAAAAAAAACGUUCUUUUUUAAAUAUGGUAUUUCUAUUUUGAAUAGAGCAUUUUAGAAUUUUUGUAUUGAACAAAUAUAACCGUUUUAAAGUGAGCUUAAAUGGCGGACCAAGUUUCUCAAGGAGAAGCACUUUAGCACUGCUAAAAGAGAACGAUGAAUGAAUUCAAAGAGGGCACUGGAAAUAAGCCCUGAUAUAUCGGAGGGAGAGAGUUCCCUGACGUCUGAAGGUUGGAACCGAGAGCGGUGGAAUGAUACACAAACCACUGCUAUCAAAGAAAGCACAAGGCCAAGUAGCUCUACAAGCAGUAAUAUCAUUCCACGCCAGUUGCUGUGCACGAGUGUGUGGUGCUUAAUGUCAAAAUGUAUGUUAUAUCUACGAUCUGUUGAUGGUGACGUCUAAUCAAACAUAAUACUGGUCAUUUGUGUGCUGAUGUAUCUUGGACUGUCUGUCAUUUACUGUAGACCUGUAAUGCCUUGAUUUACAGAUAUCUCUCUAUCUGUACCUAGAAAGUCAAGCACAAGAUCUGUUUUAUGUCAAGUUCUAUAUAUGCUUAGAUGGAAGAGAUGUAUUUAUGUCGUCGACGCAAUGCGUCAAGUGAUACAAUAUACAAUAUUUUGCCUAUUCUGUUGAUCCAAAUAAUAAACACGCACCAAAACGUUUGUGUCUACUGCAUUAUGUUCAGUACAGUGUGUGUGUGUGUGUGUUUGUGAGUGUGUACCCUUGUGUGUGUGGUUCCCCAAGGCAGGGCCCAUGGUUCCUGGCUGAGUUGCCUCCCAGUGAAAAUCGGGCUGUUUGG
Salvelinus fontinalis (brook trout) is the source of this 4236-nucleotide messenger RNA. RefSeq names its product branched-chain-amino-acid aminotransferase, cytosolic-like. The record is from RefSeq and is a predicted model, not a curated record. Gene Ontology annotation, cellular component: mitochondrion. Gene Ontology annotation, biological process: L-leucine biosynthetic process; L-valine biosynthetic process. The transcript has 8 exons. Lineage: Eukaryota; Metazoa; Chordata; Actinopteri; Salmoniformes; Salmonidae. Gene Ontology annotation, molecular function: branched-chain-amino-acid:2-oxoglutarate transaminase activity. Bases 1 to 1185 code for a protein of 394 amino acids.